Chiloscyllium plagiosum (whitespotted bambooshark) is the source of this 4064-nucleotide messenger RNA. RefSeq names its product nuclear envelope integral membrane protein 2-like. The record is from RefSeq and is a predicted model, not a curated record. Lineage: Eukaryota; Metazoa; Chordata; Chondrichthyes; Orectolobiformes; Hemiscylliidae. Gene Ontology annotation, cellular component: nuclear envelope.
AUCUUCAGUCAUUUUAAUGAUUAAUAAAGAUGAUAAGACUUCUUAAAAAAUUUUUUUGAAUGAUUUAUCUCAGCAAACUAAUCCUGAACUUCAAAAUUCUCCUGCACUGUUGGUAAUUCCACCCAAACUGGUGCAGAUCUCAACGCAGCAUUUUGCUGCUGGGGACAACUGGGGCAGGUUUUUCCAACACACAGGGCGCAUGCGGUUCCUGGCAGGCGGCGAGAAAACGAAAGUGAAGGGAUUGUGCGAGCGGGAAGUGAGACGGAGAAAGAGGAGCGCUACUGUGGCCGACAUUUCUGGGAAUAGCGAGAGGGGGGUCGGAAUGUGGCAAUGGCAACUCGGCAGCGCCCUGGCCACCUGGCUCUAUCCAGCAGUCGCUCUGGUGAUCGGGACAGCGGCACUGCCCAGAGAAAUGAUAUACGACGAUGAAGUAUACUACAAAAAUGAAAAGAAGCUUUUUUGUUAUGCAUUUUCUCAAAAGCUUAACUUCGUGGAUUAUUGGUCAACAGUUGAGGUGAAUAUAAAGAGUUCUGAGUUAAUGGAACUUACCUACCCUGCAGAAGAAAGUAGUUUUCAUGAACCAGAAACACUGAAAGACUUUAUUAAAUAUUUUUACUAUCAAGUUGUAUCAUCUUCAUAUUCAUCAGCUACUGAAUUCAUCAUAAAUAUCGAACGCUGUAAUAGUAAAACCUGUUUCAAAGUAGAACCAAAGGUGCUUCAUGCAAGAUACACCAUUACUGUAAAAAGGCAACAAUUUGAACUGAAGCUGAUUUCUCUGUUUGUGGCUGGAAUUAUCCUGUUCGUUUAUGCAAAAUCCAUUAGCAGGAAUGAAUUAUUUCAUUAUUGUGUAGGGUUUAUUCUGGGAAUCUUUGCGCCAUUAGUUCUCCUUCUUCUCGUGUGUAAAAGAAUAAUACAAAGAAGCACUUUUUUGUUGCUGAUGAUUGCAAGUUUUUCAACCUCAGCGUUUCUGAUUUAUUCAUGUGUUAUAAAUCAGUCUCAAUACAGGAAAUAUUUAUAUGGUUACCUUUUUGUGGUUAGUUGUCUUAGUUACGUUAUUUUCAAAAGGCAUAAGCCGUUGUCAGAUGAACAUAGUAUAACUCUGCUCUCCUGGACCCUACAGUUGGUUGCCACAGUAUUGAUAUACUGUGGUGUUACAUUCAGUCAGUGUGCUUAUGCUGUCAUUGUAAUUCUCUUGUGUGGAAGCAACCUUCACCACCCAAUUAAUUUGAUCCGCUACAUUUACAGAAAAAUGAAACAAUUAUUUAAAAAACAAGAAGUUCGCUUCUUCACUGAAGAGGAGUACAAGGAACAAAGUGAAGUGGCAACUAUAAAGGCUCUUGAGGAUCUCCGUAGAUACUGCAAGAAUCAGGAUUUUCCUACAUGGGAAGUCAUAUCUAAAGUCAGUUCUCCAAAAAGACUUGCAGACUUCAUCCUAGGAGCUUGUCAUAUUACACCAGAGGAAAUGCAGAACCAUGAGCAACACUACGGAAUUGGUGGUUCAUUUUUGGAAGCCCAACUCUUUGUCAAGGAAGAAAAUAAUCAUCCAGUCUCAGAGAAUGGGGAAAUGGCAGCUGCAGAUGGAAAUGAAGCUGCUGUGAUAAUGAAUUAAUCUUGCUUCAUUCACAUCUAAUUAAUAACUUGAACUGUUGUUAUGACUAGAAAUUGACCAAUACCAAAAGAUUGAUAGCUUGAAAUUUGAGAGUACUAUCAUCACUGACUCUGAUCACUCCGACAAUUGAAUGCGCAGACACUAAGAAACCUGUGAGUUGUGCUGCUUAGUGCAUACAUAGAGCGCAUUAAGUUUAUACUUUUUACGGGAAGGUUUACACAAAAUGGGUAUAGUUCGGUUUGAGGAAUCUUUGACUACACCAGUAGAUCCUAUCAUUAUUGAAAGGCUUUCAGUUGAAGCUGAGACAAUGGGGCCCAUCUUUACCACAAGCACCAAGAAGACAUUAUUUGAACUGGAUGGCUCCGGCGGAAUCUCCAAGUGAUUGUGGUUUUUUUACAGUGACUAUUGGGUUCUUUCCCCUUAAUGAGAAUUUCUGUCUUUGAAAAUGGAAGACAAGGAAAGUUAGGCAUCUCAUGGUCUUUUUACUGACAGUCAGUCAGUUAAUUGUAGGGUUUCAUUGAUGGUUUGGUUAUAAUCAGUACUUCAAACCAUCUUGUCCUUAGUUUUUAUAACAAGCAGCUAACUCUACUUGAUAAAUAUAGAAAACAGGUUGUGUGGAACUGAGCUGCAAACUGGAGGUUAGGUUUAUUGUGAUAUGUGUUGUGUUCCCCUUAAAUCAUGGUAAUAUAAAUAUUGUUUCUUUGUUCAGGAUUGGAAGUAGAGGCCAUUAGAUAUAUAUAAGAUAAUUAUUGUAUUCAAACAACAAUAUUAAUCGUGCAACUGAAUUCGCUAUUCACAUUUUAAUGAAACGGAUUUCUGUUGAGCUGUACCAUGUAAUUUUGUUUAAUUUUACAUCCAACUCAGGUUUAAACAAAGGGCUGUUUUGUCUGAAGUUUAUAUGAAAAUUGAUUUGAGAUGGGAUUUGAUCUAAGUCACAAUGAUCUUGUAGCCAUUUUAUUCAGAGCAAAGUAACAAAUCAUAUUGAAUGACCUGUGAAAAUUAAAUUAGGAUUAUAUUCUGUAAAUGUACUUACUUCUGUGUCGGCCAGCAGAAUUUGCUUUCCAAGUUUUAUUCGUUGCCAGUGGAAAAGCACUUUGCCUCAUGAUGACUGGAAGCCUGUAGUGGAGAAUCGUGGAUACAAAGCCAUUUUGUGAUAAUGCAGAUUUAGGCAUGUUUAAUUUUAUUUUGGUGUGAGACACAGAAUAACAAAAAAAAUUUGAAUUUUUUUUCCAGUAAGGAAUUCUUCAUUCGAAAGAAUGAAGAUAUAUGUAGAAAAAAGACUGGAAUCUCAAGUAUUCUUGAGACAAUAAUGCUGAAAAUAUCAAUUUAACUCAAUUAUGAAGUUGUCUUUCAAACUACCGUCAGCUUGGCAUAGGUGUUCUGCUGACAAUUUGCCCAAAAUUUCCUCUUUGGGAAGUUCAGCAGCUUUCACUUCAGAAUUUUCAUCCUGUAAAAUAAUAGCUUAAGAUCCUGUUCCUGAAUAUUUUAUACAAAUAUUAAUUUUUAAAUGACAUAAUUCUUUUUGUGAGAGUUUAUUUUUCUGGAAAAUAUCUUUAGUUAUUGUUGAGCUCAUUCAAACAUAUUUUAAGUUUAAAUGUUCAUCUACAAGUAUCUGUCUUUCCUACAGUUUUUGUUAGAAGUGAUAUCUAAGUUGGAAUUUAACUCUCAGAUGAUAGUUUAUUUAUAAGUAAAUAGGACUAUGUUUCAUCUGGCAAGUAAGCUGAACAGAAAGCAUUUUGUGCAGUACUCUUCAUUAGUGUCUGACUUUGACAAAUCUGGAGGAAUGAUUAUAUGGGUUUAAUCUAUGCGAAGGUGUUGAGAAUGAUAUUUGUUUAGAAGGAAAAAAAUUAAUGAUAAAUCUUGCCCUCAAGGUUAAUAUCAUCUGGAUUCCAUGUAUAAAUUUAUUAUUGCUCUAUAAAUUUAUUAUUGCUCAUCAUUAAAAUAUUACACACUAAUGAAUAUUGUUCUAAGAUAUAUCUCAUGGUAAAUGAAGUGGUAGUUUGUGUUUGUCCAAACUGGCUAAACUGUCAAGUUCAGAGAGCACGAGAACGGCGACUCUUCUAAAAAGGUUUGAGGUAAGAGCUCCCUCCUAUGGAGGCACUCAAAAUAGACACCUGUACUAUUAUUACAGCAUUUUCCAAUUAUUUCAAUAGUCUGGACAACUCGAGGGCUUUAUUAAUGCAGUCUUAGUACUUUCAUUUUGAGUUAAUACCAAUCUUCUUGGUGUAAUUGUUUAUAGCAGGAUGAAUCCAGUCUAAAAUAAUUACAUGAUUGGACUAGGUUUUCACUUUUCAUCAAGACUGGUGCUUUAACAGUCGAACAUAUUUUAGAGAAGUUUGUUUUCUAAUUUUUUAUGUAUGUAUUAUUUUAUUAAACAUUGCAAUUUAAAUUGCUUGGUAAAAUGUGAUCACAAAGUUGGUUUUGUAUAGCAUUUUAUUAAUAAAAUCAUGAAUUA